Penaeus chinensis is the source of this 747-nucleotide messenger RNA. RefSeq lists its product as uncharacterized. The record is from RefSeq and is a predicted model, not a curated record. Bases 1 to 747 code for a protein of 248 amino acids. NCBI's taxonomy places the organism in Eukaryota, Metazoa, Arthropoda, Malacostraca, Decapoda, Penaeidae. The transcript has 4 exons.
AUGGCCGGAGGCGAAGGGCGUCCGCACAAUAAGAUGACUGUGUUAAUCGUGGCGAUGGUAGGAUAUCCUCUCCUGGUCCUUGGUUCGGAGUUCUUCAGUCAUCACGUUCAAGGUCAUCGCUGUGGGACGUCGUUAGCAGUCGCCAGGGUCUCUUCGCUAACGACCUGCGCCGCCCUCUGCAAUCAAGAAUCUCACUGUCAUGGUUUUAACCUGGAGGUGCCCGGUUCAAGGCUUCGAUCCUGCCAGGUGUCAGGAACGUCUUCGCCCUGCUCUCCAGACCCCAACUUCAACUUCUAUUUAUCCGGCUCUGUAGUACCGUCAACAUCUACAACAGCAGGGCCAGCCAUACUGAAUCCUGAAACAACUUCAGCCGCGCAAGAUGUGCUGUGUGAACCAAAUGGCAUAAACAGUGCCGUUGUCGGCGUAGAUAUUGGAAACAGCCUGAAAGAUGUAAAAAUGGUAUAUAUGCAAGACAUUCCUCUUAAAGGCACACCUGAGACAGAAGUAGGACUGGGAGGCAUAUGCGCGCCAAACCAUGUGGUCGCGAGCGGCAUCUGCGAACCAGGUGGAAGCUUCGAAUGUACGGAGGUCGCAGCUGAUGUCGUGGUCACCGACGUCUGUCAUUCAGUGUCUAUUACCAACUAUGGCGCGCACUGCGCCGACGGUGAAUUCGUCACCGGCUUUUACGGCACACAGCAGAGAGAUAAGAUAGGAGACAUCAAAUGCUGCUCCGUUAAUCAGCCGUAG